This is a messenger RNA of Seriola aureovittata, 2271 nucleotides long. RefSeq names its product ankyrin repeat domain 1a (cardiac muscle) (gene ankrd1a). Gene Ontology annotation, molecular function: RNA polymerase II-specific DNA-binding transcription factor binding. Gene Ontology annotation, cellular component: nucleus. NCBI's taxonomy places the organism in Eukaryota, Metazoa, Chordata, Actinopteri, Carangiformes, Carangidae. Gene Ontology annotation, biological process: regulation of transcription by RNA polymerase II. The transcript is spliced from 9 exons. Bases 89 to 1030 code for a protein of 313 amino acids. The record is from RefSeq and is a predicted model, not a curated record.
CAGAGACACACUGACCAUCACAGACGGACACCAGUGGACUAAACUCUACCUCCAGCUUCUGUUGAACCGCUUCACCUGCGAGAGGAGAAUGGGACUGCACAGUGUCGAGGAGCUGGUGACCGGCAAGAGGUCAGAGGGCAAAGAGUCGGAUGACUUCAAAGGGGGCGUGUACGAGGCGGCUGUCAAUCAGGAGAAACGCGAUGACCGCAGGUCCCGCGGAGACCUGGGAGUGGGCGGAGCUCUGCCAGAGGAGAGCGACAGCGGCAGCGAGCAGGAGGAAGUCAGCGUCGCCGCUCUCAAUACGGAUAACAGCGGCCGGCUGAAGCUGGAGACGGUGGACGACCUGUUCAACAUCCUGCAGCUGAGGAAGAGGAGGAGAGAGAGGAAGACGCCCGUCCACAAGAAGCAGCAGCAGCAGCAGCCGGAGCCUGUGCCAGAAACUGUGGACGAGGAGUCGUUCCUGACAGCGGCCAUGGAGAACAAGCUUCCUGUGGUGGAGAAGUACCUGAGUGACGGAGGAAACCCCGACGUAUCCGACCACUUCCAGAGAACAGCUCUGCACAAAGCCUCGUUCAAAGGUCACAUGGAGGUCAUGAGAAGACUCCUGGAGGCCGGAGCUGCCAUCGAGAAAAAAGACAAGCUGGAGGCCACAGCUGUCCACUGGGCCUGCAGAGGAGGCAGCCUGCCGGCCCUGCAGCUCCUGCUCGACCAGGGGGCCAAGUUCACCUCCAGAGACAAGCUGCACAGCACUCCUCUCCACGUCGCCGUGAGGACGGGACACUGCGAGUGCGCCGAGCAUCUCAUUCACUGCGGAGCGGACGUCAACGCCAAAGACAGAGACGGAGACACGCCCAUGCACGACGCCGUGAGAAUAAACAGAUUCAAGAUGAUCAAACUGCUGAUGAUGUACGGAGCCAGUCUCAACACCAAGAACAGUGAUGGAAAAACUCCGCUGCAGACUCUGUAUUCGUGGCAGAGCGGAGCGAAGAGCCUCCUGUGCAACUUCAACCAGGAGAAGACCGACCAGUAAGAACCCGGCAGAAGCAGGAAGUGGCUGCCGUGGGAGAAAAAGGCGGAGUCUAUCAUUUCCAUACUGAGGCUCACGGAGCACAGCUCUUCCUCUUCACGUCUGUUCACACACAUUCAAACUGUGGCACGUUAACGCUCCUCCUCCUGGUUCAAGGAUCCGAACCUGAGUCUGUUCCCUGCUGCUGUUGUUAAUAAUGUGAUUAUUACCGCUGAUUGAUUCAUUGAUCGCCAAAAUAUUGCUGGACAAUGUCUCGUGAAGAUGUUUUUUUUCUUUUUUCUUCUUAAUUUUUACUUUAAGCUGAGGUGAAGUCAGCGACGCUGCAUCCAGAAGAUGACCUAUUUAUUGAUUAAUGGCAACUGUCAGCAAUGGAUUUAUCGGGUUUGAUUGAUUUAUUUCAACAGGAAACUCUUAAUAAGUGAGUGACUGAUUGUCUAGAGUUAUAAUGUAGUUCAUGACUUGUAUAAAGUGACUCCAGCUCAGUGUGAGAAGCUGUCAAAGGAGGGAGGAGCCUCCUCUGGCUGGUAGAUGACGUGUGUUGUUAUACUUAAACAUUCAGACCAGUUUCACCAAGUUUAUUUGGUCUUAUGUGUUUGAGGAUUGAGAGAUGAGACAGGAUGAAGGAAGUUUUUGGAUCAGGUUGAAAAGAAUCUCUCCACUUACAGAUUAUUCAGCCGUGUUUUUCGUUUCUUUUCGCCGUGGAUCUUCUUCUCCUCAAACCUGGAGGCUCAGAUUCAGCUUCUGUGUUGAGGUUUGGUCGAGACAACCUUCAGACAAAAGUUCAUCUUGGUCACAUUUUCCCAGUUUCUUCCACCGGCGCUCGACGUGAGCAGCUGGGGUCAAAACAAUUUAUCCAAGGUCGCCUCGGUGAUACAGCGAGAGCUUCGACUGGCCCCCAGCUCUGACCCUGACGUCCCAGCUGCCCGCACCUUUUCUUCUGCAGUGAAGAUAUUUUGGGAAUGUGGACACUUUUCUCUCCAGAGUCAUAGACGAAAACACACACACACACACACACACACACACACACACACACACACACACACACACACGAGUGUGAGAGGGGAAGAACUGAAAAGUGCCUGUUGGUUCAGAGCAUGUUUGAAAAGUGUUUAUAUGGAUUAAAUAUAUAUGAUAUAUGAAAGAUAAUCUGAUUUAUUUUUUAUUGUUGAAGAUGUUUGUACAUUUUGACUUGUAUUUAUGGAUUGACUGAAUAAAAGAUUUUGAACUGAAACUGUUUCUGGUGC